This is a messenger RNA of Panicum virgatum (switchgrass), 1939 nucleotides long. RefSeq lists its product as uncharacterized. The transcript is spliced from 3 exons. The coding region runs from base 234 to 665 and encodes 143 amino acids. NCBI's taxonomy places the organism in Eukaryota, Viridiplantae, Streptophyta, Magnoliopsida, Poales, Poaceae. The record is from RefSeq and is a predicted model, not a curated record.
CCCUCCUCCCGGCUGUUGCUGCUGACUGAGGUUCGUGUUCCACGGGGCGGAGAGAGAGAGAGAGAGAGAGAGAGAGAGAGAGAGAGAGAGAGGGCGAAGCCCUCUUCCGUGUCGUCUCGUCCCCUGCUGUUUCUCCCCACCCUUCCCUGCCUCGGCUUGCGCCUCCGACCUUGCCGAAACUUCCACCCUCAGAACCGAAAGGGGUCUGUGAGGAGAUUUUUUGCAGCAGUGCAAUGGAGGUAUUUGGCAAAUCUGUGAUUGCUGAGCCCAGCAAUGUGAUUUUCUUGUCUGCCAUUCUUAACACAGAAGGGUCAAACCCUAGUCACAAGUGUGACAAGAGGUGCCAGAAUGAGCACGUUUUUGGAAACAUGUUCCGUUGCAAACUGACUGGAACCACUCACAUCUGCGACAAAAACUGCAACCAGAGGAUCCUCUAUGAUAACCACAACUCGCUCUGUCGGGUGAGUGGGCAGUUGUUCCCGCUCUCUCCACUCGAGCAGCAGGCAGUGAGGGGUAUCCGCAGGAAGCAUGAAGUUGACAGCAAUGAAGGUUGCUCCUUUAAGCGCAGGCGUGGUGCGCAGCUGCACCCUUCCCCUUUCGAGAGGUCCUACUCUGCUGUGUCUCCAAUCCCCAGCCAGGUUGGAGAUGGCAUGGACCUGAGCUAGAGCUAAUGAGACUUACUUUUCUUCGGCCAGCCUUCUAAUUCCGUUCUUUCUACCCCCUUUUCCCUUCGAUCACAAGAUGGGACUAUAAGAGCUUCCUUCUUUGUAGACUUUUGAAGGGAUAUGAGACUCCUUAGACCACUGAAUAAAUGUCUAUGUAGUGUCAAUUCAGUUUCAUGGAACCUUGUUGUAACUCGUAAACUUUGGUUGAACUGCCUAUUCGGAAUCAGUAGUACUUUCAGAUAAUCAUUUGCUGCUUCUUUUUUCCCCAGUCCUAUUUAAUUUUUUUUUUCAUUUUUUGCUUUUAUUUUACUUUAUGUUCUGUUAUUUUUCCUUUCUAUGUCCUUCUAAUAUUUAUUGUCUGAUGGGCUUUAAUAUAAUCGAGCUGUGUAAAUUUGUUGGACAAUGUAAAUCUUUGAAGGAUUCUUUGGUUCUGCAAUCCAGGCAGCAGGAACCUGACUUUGCUGACUGAAAUUUCUGUACAGCUGUGACUAGUGUUUUGCUUGACAGGUUCCUGAUCAAGCUCAUAUUGUUUACUGUUUGUUCUCAUAUAGCUUGAUUCUAUCUGUUAUUUAACUCUUUUUUACAGGUUAUCUUACUAACAUUUGUUGUUUCCCUCCUAUUCUCUUUUGUUUUGUCUUUAUCCUUAACUUUUGUUGUAUGCAGGACCAUCCAGGUGCUAAUUAUUUUUGGAAAUGUUUUGAUCUUUUAAAUGAUUUAUAUUUAUAUAAUGCUAACUUAAUUUUGUUUGUUAAUUAACUUCUCUCUUUUGUUUUUUCAGGUGAACUGCUAAUCUUUGAUUCCUUUCCUAUCGUCAGUGGCAAGAAACUAAUCAAGGAGGCUCUUCUCAUUGUUUGCAGUGGAGGGUUGUUAAGCUUCAGCUGGGCAGCAUGCUUUGCAGAACAUAAAUCGUUGAUGAGGAGGUUGAUACUACUACUUUGCUAGAUAAGCUUGAGAGACAGAUAACUACAGCGCCCAAAUUGGCAAAAAUACUGCACUUUACCAACUUAUUUGGUAUUGCAGUUUGAAGAGCAGCUACCAUCUGCAGUUUGAAGAAAUCUCACUAGCCUCUCGGUGGCUUCAGGAGCACCCAUCCCACAAUCUUUCUUUCACCCCAAGCAUGUCUUGUUAUGUUAAUCUUACUUAAUGUAACUGUUAGAAUAGUGGGAGUGGGUGCUUUUCUUUUGCAUGAAGUUUCGUUGGUACCCACACCCCCGCCUUUGUAUGUCUAUAUGAACAAAUAUUCUUGGCUAAUGUUAAUUUGUCAGUUCAUUCUA